UUCAGGUCCGAGCUGGCUGUCGAUUUCAAGUUCUAGCAAAGAGGAAACAAAAAGAUGCUGCCGUGAGUCCCGUUGUUGCCAUAGCAACAUAUUCAUAAAUAAACACACGCAAUACGUGUGUAACUGUUAAAAACAAAGUGCUUGUAGAAUUCUGUUCAGUAUUUGUUCUCGUGCAAGAUGUCUGACGAUGAAGCAGACAGGGGAAAACGGCCUGCAGGGGAUGACAGCAAGAAAGCUCCUUCGACGGAGCCUCAUGGUUUGGUGCCAAAAGAGGAAGACAAAAUUCGUCAUCCAGCACCCGGUGCUUCUUUCAUUGAAUUGCGCCAAUACUGGGCGAGACCCGAUAGGCCUGAUGAGCCUGGUGUUUUGGAACCCGAUCACCCGUUGAUGCAGCGAUUCCAACAGACAUUACGUGCAUUUCUUGAACGCCAAAAUCUUCGCUUGACCGAAGAACUUCGAGACUUGGAAACAGAUUUAAAGCAGGCUACCCAAGCACGCGAUGAUGCUGGAGUACGAUUGUACGAACGACAGCAAGAAGUGUCAGUGCAACAGCGUAUGCUUGAAAAAUGUCACAGCGAGCUAGAUCAUAUUUCUUCUCAACGCCAGCAAGAAGAUGAAGAUGUUGAGAAGAUUCAGAAAGAACGCAAUGAAUUUGCAGAGGCGCUUGCGAGGGAGGAAGAACAAGAGGCGGCGCUCAGCACGUCGCUGCAGAAGCUGGUGGCGGAGGAGCGGCAGUUCUCGGAGUGGGCGGAGGAGAUGCGCGCGGAGCUGGCGGUGUCGCAGCGCGCCGCCGCCAAGGACCGUCAGCAGAUCCGCACCAUGGCCGAGGAGAAGCGGCGCCAGGACGCGCUCCUCUACAAGCUCACCGCCGAAGUGGCCAACCUGCGCGACCAGAUGGCCGACCUGGCGGGCAAGCUGCGCAUCAAGGAGCAGGAGCGCAAGGAGGCUGGCCAGGCCGCAGCCGACGCCGGCGCCGACAUUGAGGUGGCGCAGCAGCUGGCGAAGACGGCGAAGGACCUGCAGCGCGACCUGGACAAGCUGGUGGAGCGCAAGCGCGCGCUGGAGCAGGAGUCUCUGGAGACGCUGAGCGAGCAGCUGCGCAACGACAAGCUGACGCAGUACCUGCGCCGCGUCGCCGCCACGCUGCGCGACCGCACGCGCGAGCAGGCGCUGCUGGUCGUCGAGCGCGGCGCGGAGAUCCUGGCGGAGAUGCGGCGCGAGGACGACGAGGCGCAGCGCCAGGUGGACGCGGCGGAGCAGGAGCUGGAGACCAUCACCAAGACCAUCGCCAAGCGCACCGCCAGCCUCGUGCUGCUCAACAACCGCCUCGAGGCCCUCAUCGCCAAGCUCGGGGGGAAGUUCAAUCCACUGGAGGCGAAGCUGACUGCGCUGACGACGGACCUGCGCGAGCUGGAGGUGGAGGUGCAGAACGCGCAGGCCUUCUGGCUGCGCCAGCAGAACAACGCCGUCACCCUCACGCAGCAGCGCAACGACCAGAUCAACCGCCUCACGCGCCUCCGCAAAGACAGACGGUUAGGAUGA
Gryllus bimaculatus (two-spotted cricket) is the source of this 1542-nucleotide messenger RNA. NCBI's taxonomy places the organism in Eukaryota, Metazoa, Arthropoda, Insecta, Orthoptera, Gryllidae. The record is from the annotation of a GenBank genome assembly.